AUGGUAAAAAAUUCGCUCAUUUCGGUUAUUUCACAAAAAGAAGAAAAUAGAGGAUGUGUUGAAUUUCAAGUGUUCAGUUUUACCAAUAAGAUACGGAUACUUACUUCACAUUUGGAAUUGCACAAAAAAGACUAUUUAUCUCAGAGAGGUUUGCGGAAAAUUCUGGGAAAACGCCAACGCCUCCUAAGUUAUUUGUCAAAAAAAAAUAGAGUACGCUAUAAAGAAUUAAUUGGUCAAUUGAAUAUUCGAGAUACAAAAAAUCAUUAA
Messenger RNA from Impatiens glandulifera, 267 nucleotides. NCBI's taxonomy places the organism in Eukaryota, Viridiplantae, Streptophyta, Magnoliopsida, Ericales, Balsaminaceae. The record is from the annotation of a RefSeq genome assembly.